Messenger RNA from Astrephomene gubernaculifera, 1128 nucleotides. The record is from the annotation of a GenBank genome assembly. Lineage: Eukaryota; Viridiplantae; Chlorophyta; Chlorophyceae; Chlamydomonadales; Astrephomenaceae.
CGUCUUUCCAGCAACGAGUCUUCUGCUGACCAAGGGAGAGGCGUUUACUUAUAUCAGCUGUCGUGUGUCACGUAGGCAAGCAUACGGAAAAUCAAAUAGCCACUUUAGGUCAAUGCUCAUUCUCUGCACGUAAUUCCAAUUAUAGAUAUCUACAGACAGACCAUAGGGUGUGAACGGCCCCCCUCUGCACACACGCGCUAUUAACCAAUCAGCAAUCAGCCGGCGUACCACGAGCGGCAGGCAUGUGGGGGAGCCUUUGGGGCAGCGCGCCUUCUGCAGCAGAGUCAAUUACGGAAGCCGAUGCAUUAUGGUAUCUAAAUCCGACUCCCGAGCAACGAGCAUGCGAACGAGAAUUCCGCGCUCAGCUAGAGCGAGAAAGCCUCCUGGUGAAUGGUCACGAUGAUGAGUAUACACUGUUACGAUUCUUGAUGGCCCGUGAUUUCAGCGUGGAGAAGGCCCUCUCCAUGUACCGCGACAUGCGUCAAUGGCGCACUGAAAACGCCGUGAACGGGUUGUUCGAAUCGGACCCCGCGGGCACGUCCUUCCCCAACACACAGCAGCUAUUGCAGGUGUACCCCCACUUCUACUUCAACACCGACAAGUUCGGCCGCCCCGUGUACGUGGAGCUGCUGGGCCGCACCGACGCCGCCAGCGUGUUCGCCACCAUCAGCGGCGAGCAGCUGGUGCGCUACCACAUCUGGACCUGGGAGCGCUACCUGCGCGCCUACCUGCCCGCCUGCUCCGCGGCCGCCGGGCGCCACAUCUGCACCACCACCGUCAUCAUCGACCUGGCGGGGCUGUCGCUGAUGAACUUCAACGCCGCCACGCAGAAGCUGCUCACCACCUUCUCCAAGAUUGACCAGGACUACUACCCCGAGCACCUGGGCACCAUGUUCGUCAUCAACACGCCGCUCAUAUUCCGCGGCAUCUGGGCGGCGGUGCAGCCGCUGCUGCAGGAGCGCACGCGCAAGAAGAUCAUCAUACUGGGCGCCGACUACCUGACAGAGCUGGCCAAGGUCGUACCGCUGGAGCGGCUGCCGCACAUAUUCGGGGGGCCGCAACCGCUGGACCCGGGGUACCGCUCCGUGGGGCCCUGGCUGCCGCCGCCGCCCGCAGCGGAAACAGGAG